Messenger RNA from Megalopta genalis, 2669 nucleotides. It is a transcript of the gene Oatp33Ea, whose product is annotated as Organic anion transporting polypeptide 33Ea. Lineage: Eukaryota; Metazoa; Arthropoda; Insecta; Hymenoptera; Halictidae. The record is from RefSeq and is a predicted model, not a curated record. Gene Ontology annotation, molecular function: protein binding. Gene Ontology annotation, biological process: sodium-independent organic anion transport; transmembrane transport. Gene Ontology annotation, cellular component: membrane; intracellular organelle.
GUUAUCUCGCGUUUAUUCACGUAAACUGGAGCGCUCAUAGCGCUUAGUGAUUUUUGACUUUCUGCUUCGGCGAUCGAGGGAGGUCACGUCCAGGGAGAGACUCGAGGAUCGCGAUCCAGACAGGACUCGCGACCUGGAAGUCCUUCCUAAGUCCAUGCGGAAGCACGUGGCCUAACGUCAAGUACAGUUUGGAGGGAUGACCAAAGAUUGUGGAAUUUGCGGGAUUUAUCCCCGAUGGCUGCGAGAUCGUGCCACCUCGAGAAAUUUCAUCGCCGUGUACGGUCUUCUCGGCACCGUGCAGGCGAUGGCUUUCAUUUACAUCGUUGUCACCCUCACCACGCUGGAGAAAAGAUUCAAGAUACCUAGUCGUACAACUGGAUUAAUACUCUCCGGCAACGAGAUCUCGCAGAUUUUGUCAUUGAUACUGACCUAUUACGGCGGCUCGGGGCACCGUCCAAGAUGGAUCGCGAUCGGUGUCGGUCUCAGCGCAUUCUCCUGCCUCGUUCUCGCGCUUCCACAUUUCUUGUUCGGGCCCGGAAGGGACGCGAUGGCCUUGACGAAGGAACACCUCGAUCGAACACUCCUAAAUACCUCCACGAUCCCCGAGGACCUGGCAAUUUGUCCGCGCGUCGUCAAACCGCAGCUCUGCGACGAGGAGUCGAUGCUGGACGUCAGCAUUCUUCCACGACUUCUGGUCUUCCUCUCCCAGUUUAUCCUCGGAAUCGGCACCACCCUGUACUACGGCCUUGGACAGACAUAUCUGGACGACAACACCGAGAAGAAAAAUACUCCGAUGUUGCUAGGUUUUACAUUCGCUCUGAGAACAGUUGGUCCAGCGAUAGGAUUUUUAUUGGGUUACGGUUGUCUCAGUCUCUAUAUUGAUCCCAGUUUACAUCCUGUAAUCACCAAAAACGAUCCAAGAUGGUUAGGGGCUUGGUGGCUUGGCUGGAUUAUCCUCGGUGCCACGAUGGGCAUGUUUUCGAUCCUGAUUGCUAUGUUCCCACGACAUCUGCCGAAACCAAAGACCACUACCGCAAUUGACACUGCCAAACUGGAUGGUAGUAUACCAUUAAAGUUACACCUAACCGCGCAAGAGCAGUACAUGACACCGAUGGAGCCGCGGAAGUCGCUCGAGACCGAAUACAUUCCAACUAUGCGGGAAUUUCCGACAGCGAUGAAAAGGUUGUUGACAAACUGGCUGUUAACGUUCAACAACUUGAGCGGGGUGUUCUACGUGUUGGGCGCGUCAUCUUACAUUACGUUUUUGGCUAAGUACCUCGAGGUUCAGUAUAGUAAGUCUGCUGCCGGGGGUACCGUGAUCGCUGGUCCUAUAUCGCUGGUCGGUAUGGUACUGGGAUUUCUAUUCUCUGGAAUGGUAAUUAGCAGAUUCAAGCCUGGACCUAGGCCACUGCUCGCAUGGAACGUGUUUGUUGGCGUCUGCUUUGUCGCUGGCCAAAUACUCUUUAUAUUCCUUGGUUGUGCGGACGUUGACGUCAGAGGCCUCGAUUUUGACACUAUGCAAAUGAACCUGACAUCGAGUUGCAACGUCGGCUGCAACUGCGACGGCGUCAAGUAUUCCCCGGUUUGCCACGAGGCGUCGAGGACGACAUUUUUCUCGGCUUGUCACGCGGGUUGCCGGGCGAUAAUCAGCGACAAGGAGUUCGGGAAUUGCAGUUGCCUGCCGGCGACGAAUCCAUUGAACUUCGAGGACCAGCUCGACUAUACCACCGACAGCAAGUCGGCGAUGCUGAGUCAGCCGAUCUACCUGAACCAUCCUCACCCGAUCGGCUUCAACAAAGUCAGAGCGGGACCGUGCACGAGCGACUGCACUCGCCCGUAUCUUUUGUUCAUGGUCUUCACUUGCAUCAUACAGACGUUGGCGUGUUCCGGAAAGAUUGGUAACGUCCUGGUGAACUAUCGGAGCGUCGACAAGAAGGACAAGAGUUUCGCGCAGGGCAUCACUCUGAUGACGAUUUCUUUGUUCGCGCUGAUACCGGGUCCAAUCAUUUACGGAGCCAUCAUCGACUCCACUUGCUUGAUCUGGGAGGAGUCCUGCGGGACCAGAGGGAACUGCUGGUUCCAUCAUAGACGUAACUUCCGGUAUCUGGUUAACGUCACGUCCGCGGGCUUCUCGACGAUAGGAGUGCUGUUCGAUGCAGCUGUCUGCUACCUCGGAAAAGAUUUGGAUCUUUAUGGGGCCGAGGAGACGGACAAACGUCGCGAGUUUAUCAAGGAUGAUUCCGCGCCGUCAAUCGUCGACGGCGGAAAGAAGAAAGAGAUAAACGGAAAUGUAAAUUAGAGAAGUGGAACGCAUUCCCGUUUGUAACGAUUAUAACUCGAAAACAUUGAGAUAUUGACGUAAGGAGGCUUGAGUUUCAGAUCAAAAUGGAGACUACGCUAGAACCGUUCGGUACCUGAGUUCUCGAACCUUCCAUGACCGUGAACCGAUUCAGAGAAGAGUGCAAAUAGGAAAGAUGAUUAUUUCGUUUUAAGUACAUUCCAUAUACUCUGUCUAAUUGUUGAAUAGUAAUUAAUUGUUACGUAACCAAGGAACCAGUCGCAAUUGGACGAAAUGCUUUAUACUCCGAGUCUUUGCAACAUUUGUACGCCUGUACAGCGUUACUCCUGCCUGUUUGUAAAUAAAACAUGAAUUUUUAACAAAUACACAA